AUACAAGCUUUAUUUUUCCAUAUCGAACCAAACACAAACAAGGGUGGCGAAUACCGUCAAGUGUAUAUUUGUUAUUUAUCCGACACUGCUUUCAAUUUUCAUUGCCUUCGCUAUUGCUAACGAGUAAUGCCAAAUCGAAUCCGCACUAAGCUUUAUACUAUAAAGUAUAAAUAUAAAUAUUACCCAUAACAGAAAACGGUUACGGAGAGAGAGACUCACUUUCUCUCAUUUUUUGCUUUUUCCGCCGCCUGAUUCUUCUUCCUCCGCCGCAGAUGACCACCGCGAAGGCUCUGCGACAGCCCUGCUACGCCGGAAUCUUUCGCAACAUCGAAUGCGGCCCGUCGCCGGCGGCGGAGUCGCUAGGGUUUCCGAAGCUCCGCGGAAUCAACGUCACUGGAUUGCACUGCGGCCGCCGAGGCCUCGUCCUCGUCCUCCGUGCAAAAUCAAAGCCGAUUAGGGCGAAGGAGAACGCAAGCGUAAGUGCUUCUCUGAUCGAUGACUGGUUCAAGCCAAUUACGGCGAAGGAGGAUUCUAACGCAGAGGACCGUACAUCUUCGUUUUCUGGUAAAAAUCUCACCCAGAUGUCAAAUGUUGGGAACUCGACAAACAUUAUGUGGCAUGACUGUCCAAUUCAGAAACAAGAUAGACAGCAGCUGCUUCAGCAACAAGGCUGUGUUAUAUGGCUAACUGGCCUCAGCGGAUCAGGAAAAAGCACUAUUGCAUGUGCUCUGAGUCAAAGCUUGCACUCCAAAGGAAAACUGUCUUACAUCCUUGAUGGUGACAAUAUUCGGCAUGGUCUAAACCAGGAUCUUAGUUUUAGAGCAGAAGAUCGUUCUGAAAACAUUAGAAGGAUUGGUGAGGUGGCAAAACUCUUUGCAGAUGCUGGUGUUAUUUGCAUCACUAGUUUAAUAUCACCAUACCAAAAGGAUAGAGAUGCAUGCAGAGCACUACUUUCAAAAGGAGAUUUUAUUGAGGUUUUCAUAGAUGUUCCACUACAUGUGUGUGAAGCUAGGGACCCAAAGGGACUCUACAAGCUUGCUCGAGCUGGAAAGAUCAAAGGUUUCACUGGUAUAGAUGAUCCAUAUGAACCACCGUGUAGUUGUGAGAUAGUAUUACAACAGAAAGGAAGUGACUGUAAGUCUCCCAGUGAUAUGGCUGAAGAAGUGAUAUCCUACUUGGAGGAGAACGGAUACCUGCGGGCUUGACUUCAUUUUUAAAGCCUUUCUUUGUUAAUUGCUUUAAAGGGCCCUUUCUUGUAACCUGUAGUUAUGUUGUGUGAAAUGUAAUUUUUGGCACAUAAAAACUUGCUCCCUCCAUAUUUAUCAUUCUUUACGUGACACAGUCGAGUUUUUCAAUUAAAAAAAAAAAGAUAGCACUCGAUAAUAUGUCAUGUAGAGAUUAGCUGGGACCAUGGUAGUCCCAAAUCAUGUAAUAAUUUCUCCCUUCCAGCAGUAAGGAAAUCAUCGUUUCCUGUGCAUCUGCUUUAGUCCAAAAUAAGAAAAAGGUAGAGCCUUGAAGAAGGACUAAGAAGUUAGCGCAGCUUGGUACAGCACCUAGGAAGAAAGUAUUACUAUUAGUGAAUCAAGAUGUUGGGCAAAGCCCUGUGUUCAUGGAUCA
Molecule: messenger RNA, 1617 nt
Organism: Glycine soja
Lineage: Eukaryota; Viridiplantae; Streptophyta; Magnoliopsida; Fabales; Fabaceae
Product: adenylyl-sulfate kinase, chloroplastic-like
Exons: 7
Coding region: 273-1205 (310 amino acids)
Biological process (GO): sulfate assimilation
Molecular function (GO): ATP binding; adenylylsulfate kinase activity
Source: RefSeq, a predicted model, not a curated record